AUGAGGACUGCGGUCCUGUGGGGCCUGCUGGCCCUGCUGUGUCAGCACACACUGGUUAGCAGUCACAUACUGGGUAGGCCUUCUUCUACCAGUGACCUGACUCAGCUCAAGUCUUUACUGGAGCGCUUUGAGGAGAAUCUGGCUGAAGCAGUCCAGGACGAGGACUCUGAGGCUGAUUACGAAGGGACAAAGCAACAGCCUGAUAACCGCCAGGCCAGCCGGGGGUGGAACCUGGACCAGGAGGACGACCAACAAGCUUUGGUGUCAGAAAGAUCUCAAUUACCAGCUGAGGGCUACAGCAGGAGCCAGAGUGAGAGGAACCGUCUGCAGAACCUGCUGUUGACUGCCAGGAAACGGGCUUCUGGCUGCUUUGGAGCCCGGAUGGAUCGAAUAGGAAAUGCCAGUGGUCUGGGAUGCAACAAUGGAAGAGGGUAGUCUGACAGCUUCCUGGGACACAUGUUGGAUUCUAGUUUGAUUUCCAACUGAGGACACAUCUAAAUAGAUUGCAUAUGUUUGAUUUUGCAUUAGUCACAGUUCAACUGUGUAUUGUAUGUAUUUCUCUGUUUGAA
Messenger RNA from Cottoperca gobio, 569 nucleotides. RefSeq names its product natriuretic peptide A (gene nppa). Gene Ontology annotation, biological process: receptor guanylyl cyclase signaling pathway; neuropeptide signaling pathway; negative regulation of systemic arterial blood pressure. The record is from RefSeq and is a predicted model, not a curated record. Lineage: Eukaryota; Metazoa; Chordata; Actinopteri; Perciformes; Bovichtidae. Gene Ontology annotation, molecular function: hormone receptor binding; hormone activity. Gene Ontology annotation, cellular component: cytoplasm; extracellular region. The coding region runs from base 1 to 435 and encodes 144 amino acids. The transcript is spliced from 3 exons.